ACAUGAAUAUAAAAUAAAAACUCUGUAUGUACACAUAGCACGCCAAUCGGUGUUCUUAUCGAAGAAUAAAAAGCUAUUAGAUUUUUAGUGCGGCGGCUGCGCUCAGGUAUAACGAGUUGGCGAUAAGCGGCAGCUGAGCUGCGCCGCACCGCAGGCUGUACUCCUCGAUAUCGGGCACUGGGCACAGGGUACUGGGCACUGGGCACCAGGCACAGGGCACCAGGCACAGGGCACCGGGCACAGGGCACCUGGCACCGGGCACACUCGUCGACACCAUGCGCCCGCCGCACCUAGCUAUCGCGUUCGGCCUUUCCGUGGCGGCGCAGGCCCUCUGGGUCUGUGCUCCCACUCUGCCCAACGACCAAAACUUUAGAUACGAGAAAUUACAAAAUUACGGACUAGGUAAGCGUGUAAUUCCAAACUAUAGACGUGUAAAUGUUGGAUACGCGUACCCGGAGCCGCUGCGUGGCGCGUGGCCUGCAGGGGCGACGGGCGCGGGUUACGUGCGCGCCCCCUACCGCAGCCUCUACCAGGGCGUGAGGCGCCGCGGCGACCGGCGCGUCUACAUGAAGCGCUUCGACUACGCAGCUAAGCCCUCCGGCCACCGCAUCUUCUGCCAGGCCAUCACCGACUGCGAGAUCUCGCACGUGGCUAUAGAGACUGGCGGGGGCGGGGGCGUGCCGGUGCUGCUGCGCGGCGGCGCGGGGUACCGCCAUCUCAGCGUUGUGGUGAAGGCGCCCGCCGGCGCGCCACUGCGGGGCUCACUCAAGGCCUACUGCCGGGGCCCGCCGCCACCGGUCACGAAGAAUUGACUAACUUAUCGAGCGGUAGAAGUCGACGCGGGGUCGGCGCUGGGUGCGCGGUGGAAGGCGCGGUUAUUGCGCACAAUUAAAGAAGCGGGCAGAUCCCGUGGGACUGCGCCGGUUCUAACCAGCUCAGCCAAUCUACAGGAUGCCUUAACUAAGAAGAUAAGUAUGCAGCCUGCACAUUGCACAAUACAUUACUAAUCAAAACAUCAUCAAAAUUCAAAUUUUUCUUCUUUUUAUAGUGCCAUUCGUGUUUAGAAAAUCAACAUUUCAACAGAUGAUCUUACUGUCCGCUGAGUGCAGGUGUAUUGAGUGAGCACGGGUUGCAGUUGUCAGUGGACCGAAGUAAGUUUAAUGUUUUAAAAGUAAAAACUGAACAUCCUGUAUUUGUAACAAUUAUCAACUGUUACUGCGCCAUCCAAUAAUAACGGAGAUGUGACGGCCAUCUUA
This is a messenger RNA of Papilio xuthus (Asian swallowtail), 1256 nucleotides long. RefSeq lists its product as uncharacterized. Bases 276 to 812 code for a protein of 178 amino acids. NCBI's taxonomy places the organism in Eukaryota, Metazoa, Arthropoda, Insecta, Lepidoptera, Papilionidae. The transcript is spliced from 5 exons. The record is from RefSeq and is a predicted model, not a curated record.